This is a messenger RNA of Paramecium sonneborni, 1840 nucleotides long. The record is from the annotation of a GenBank genome assembly. NCBI's taxonomy places the organism in Eukaryota, Ciliophora, Oligohymenophorea, Peniculida, Parameciidae.
AUGUAAUUUAUAGAAUUCUUAAUUUCAUAACUUUUCCCUAAACCUCCUUUUAAGAAUUCAAUUCGUCCUAAUCGCAUUAAAAAGGGUAAUUCAGUCAACCCAAUAUGGUAGAAUAAGAAAUUUGUUAAUCCCUAGAAUUGAAUUGGAUUUCAAACUCCAAUGUAGAUAUUAUUGAAAUUAGUACCUAAGCAUGCAAAACUCAAAUCAAAUUAAAUGAGUUAUACCCUUUUUCACAACCUUAAUUGAGAUUCUAAUUAGAGGAAGAUUUCUAUUCUAUAAAAAAUCUUGAUGACUUUAAUUAGUAUGAUUACUAUUUUAAAGCUUUUAAAUGGACUCCUUAAUUAACUGUUAGUCAAAUUGUAGAGAAGUAUUAUCAAUCAAUUAUUUAGAUCAAAUGAAUUCAUUCAAAAGACUAUCUUUAUUAAAUAACCUUACACUUUAGAUCCUUAUUCUGAUUUAAUGAGUAAAAUUACUAAAUCUUCCAAAUCUAUUGACUUGUCUAUCAUAUUCACAUUUUUAUUAGUAGCUUUGGCCAAUUUAAUACUAUUUUUACCGAACUAUUAAGAAUAAUAAGAAUUAAUUGAAAAAACUGUUCUUUUUGGAUACAAUACAUGGUAUAAUCAAUUUUAAUAAGUACCACUCUCACCUUUAAAAGCUUAAUUUUAUUGUUUGGUUGGAUUGAUAAUUAAUUUCUUUGAUUCUUCAAAAAUACAUGUAUUUAAACAACAAUAAGAACAAAUUAAUUAACCCUUCUUUCAUUAUUUAAAUUUGAUUAUAAAUUUAUGUAUCUUUUACAUUCCCUUAUACUUUAUACUCAAAUCAAAAUAGUUUAAAAUUAAUAAAGAACUUUUAUCAGGAAUACUACUUUAUUAAAUUAUUUGUCCAACUUUUUUAGGAAUAUGGAAUAUUAUUGAAAGUAAAACACAUUAUUAAUAAAUUUUAGUAUUAAUGGCACUUUGUAUUUUUAUUCUUACAGAAAAUGUUUGGUUUGGUUUAAUUUUAUAUGUUAUAACAGUCAAUUAUGAACCAUAAUGUUUAUUAUUAUAUCCUUUAAUUUCAACAUAUUCUUUAGGAAGAUUAUGUUAAUAGCAUGGAAUAAUAACCAAAAAGAAUAUCAAAGUAAAAUUAUCUUAUAAUUUAUAGCCUAAUUUGUAAGGGCUUUAAGAAUUAGUGAUAGAAUUGAUAUUUUUAAUUCUAGUAUUGAUAAUGGUUUAGUGUUUUAUUUUAAUUCCAUUUUUUUUUAGCUCUACAUUGUCUUAGGCAAUAUACCCAUCAGCAUUUAUAAAUUAUUUCAAUUAAAUUUUAAAUCAUGAAUUCUACAAUAUUUUAAUAUUUGGAUUUGCAUUUAUUUUGUCAUUUCCAGCUUUUAUAUUAAGUUUUUUAAAUGAAAAAUACUGUGCAUUAGGUGUGCUUAAUAUCAUAUUAAAUAUAAAAUUAUUUGAUAUUGCUAAUGGUAUUUCUGAUUAAAUGUUAUCAGUGUUUUUAAUGCUAAAUUUUAAGUAUUUUAGAUAAAUAAUAAAUUAUAUAAUAAUAUUAUUACCUUAACAAAACUGGAUAUUUAAAUUGGUUUAUUAUAUUUUUGGAGAUUUGUUUAUGCAAAGAAAUAAUUAAUUAAUUGAAAUGCCUAGACAUGGAUAAUAUUAAUUUUAAUCUUUAAGAAAAUUAGGAUUUUACGUAAUUAUUUAGUAUUAUUUAGUUACUUUUAUUUUCUCAAAUAUUUCAUAUCUAUAAUUUGGAAUAAAUAAUGUAUAAAAUAGGAUUGAUUAUUUUAAUAAUAAAUUGUUUAUUGGUUGUAAAUUAGAAAAUAUAGAAAGUAAUGAGAAAAGCUAAGACAGAUUGA